AUGCUUGUUCGAGUGCGAAGCAAGGAGGGUACCCAUCGCAUCGAGGUCAACCUCACCGACGACAUUAUUAUUCUCCGGAAUAAGAUUGCCGCAGAACUCAAGAUUAUCGACCCAUCGACCAUAACUGUCAGCGAUCAGCCUAAUGCCGGAGCCACGCCCAUGGACAGCCUCUCGGGAAAGACUCUCGGCGAGCUGAACGUCAAGCACGGUGACCUUCUCUAUGUUGGCUUUGCGGAGGCAGCACCGACUCCUACAGCAAACAAAACUUCUACAGUCGUGCAGGAUGCUGUGGAUGAUUUCCUCGACACUCAGACCGGACACAUCAAGCGGGACAAGGACGCCAAAUUCUGCAAGCACGCGUCAAACGGAAUGUGCGAUUACUGCAUGCCUCUGGAGCCAUUCGACCCAGCAUACCUGGAGGAGCACAAGAUCAAGAGCAUGUCCUUCCAUGCUUACCUCAGGAAGUUAGGAUCACACGAGAAGAAGCAAGGAACCAACUACAUUACACUGCCAUCUCUGGAAGAGCCCUCUUACAAAGUCAAGACCAACUGCAGCUCUGGACACCCACCAUGGCCCGCCAGUAUCUGUACAAAGUGUCAACCCAGUGCCAUCACAUUGCAACGUCAGACUUUCCGUAUCGUUGACCAUGUGGAAUUCGCGAAUGGAACUAUCAUCGACAAAUUCAUCGACUACUGGCGUAACACAGGACUUCAACGUUUUGGUUACAUGUAUGGACGUUAUGAACCAUAUCCAGAGGUGCCUCUGGGAAUCAAGGCGGUUGUCGAGGUCAUCUACGAGCCUCCACAGGAAGGCGACAGCGAGGGCGUGAAGUUGGACUCGCCAAUCGAAGGCGAGAAGAAGGCCGAUGAGAUGGCUGCAGCCUGUGGUCUUCAGCGGGUUGGAAUGAUUUACACCGACUUGACUGACGACGGCACAGGCAAGGGAACUGUGUUGUGCAAACGCCACAUCGACUCCUACUUCUUUUCGUCCCAGGAGUGCCAGUUUGCGGCGGUCAUGCAGCAAAAAUAUCCCAACGCGACAAAGUACUCCUCCACAGGAUCGUUUGGGUCCAAGUUUGUGACCUGUGUCAUCAGCGGCAACGAGGAGAGCAACAUUGAUGUGUCGUCGUACCAAGUCUCGAACACAUGUGUCGGUAUGGUGGAUGCAGAUAUCGUUGAGCCCAGUGUGGAGCCAGGAAUCAUGCGUGUCAAGGAACCGACCUCUGAGCGUUACAUUCCCGAAGUGUUUUUCAAGUACAAGAACGAGUACAACCUCGUCGUUCAAAAGGACGCCAAGCCCUCCUUCCCUGUUGAAUAUCUCUUGGUCAACGCUACACACGGCUUCCCAGUCAAGGCUGCACCCAUGUUUUCAUCUUCCAACAGCUUUCCUAUCGAGAACAGGGUCGGACAAUUCGCACAGGAUGCAGGAAAGCUCCACCGUCACCUUCAGUCCGGCAAGCUUGUUGACCUCGCCUCUGACUAUCAUUUCCUGCUGUUCGUUCGCAGCAUGGGUGUCCUGAACGACAACGACGAAAUGACACUGUUGGUCCGCCUGGCGCUGUUGCACAAGGAAGAGGAUGCCCAGCAGCUGGAACAGAAACCAGGAUGGCAAACACUCAUGUCUAUUCUCAAGGAAUCGGCAGGAUCGUCCUCUAGUGGCGGCGGCGGUGGUGGUGGAGGCAGCAGUGGUGCUUCAGGAGGCGCGUCAGCGAUUGCUCCAUGGACGUGCCGUCACUGCACAUUCUUGAACACCCACGGUGACGAGAACUGUGAGAUGUGCGGACUUCCUAUGGGAUAA
Molecule: messenger RNA, 1797 nt
Organism: Linnemannia hyalina
Lineage: Eukaryota; Fungi; Mortierellomycota; Mortierellomycetes; Mortierellales; Mortierellaceae
Source: the annotation of a GenBank genome assembly